AUGGUCACCGAAAAUAUUAUAUGCAACAAUACUAAAAAUAUAAUUCUUCCACGCAAUCUAAUCGCGUACUUAGCCACUAACAAGAAGACAACACCGUCGGAUCGGACGAGCGAAACCACGUGGAUUGCCAGCAAGUCAACACAAUCAACCGUGGAAUCUUUAGGCACGGAUCGCCAGCGUGGCACGACCGGAGCCGCGAGAUGUAUCCCUGGGUACAAACGCGAUCGGCAGCAUUUGUCGUUUACGCGCAGUAUUUAUUCGGCGUUCCCUCUCGUUUUGCUCAGUGCUUACAAUUCCAAAGAUUCGAAGAAAAGGAAAAAACGCUUCUUCAUCGGGUUCCCUCCAAACGAACCGUUCACUAUCAUCUCGGAUCACGCAUCAAUGGAGGCGACCCCCAAAGGUGCCGCUGGAAGAAGAGGCGACAGGAAGAAGUCCGUUUCCAAAUCUACCAAAGCCGGUCUCCAAUUCCCCGUCGGCCGCGUCGCCAGGUACUUGAAGAAAGGCCGUUACUCCCGCCGUUUAGGCACCGGCGCUCCAAUCUAUCUCGCCGCCGUACUCGAAUACCUCGCCGCCGAGGUGUUGGAGUUGGCUGGGAACGCCGCACGUGACAACAAGAAGAACAGGAUUAACCCUAGGCACGUACUUCUCGCUGUGAGGAAUGAUGAUGAAUUGGGUAAACUGCUUCAGGGUGUAACGAUUGCUAGCGGUGGAGUGUUGCCGAAUAUUAACCCGGUUUUGUUGCCUAAGAAAGCUACCAGUGCCGAUUCUGACAAACCAUCUACUCCUAACUCUCUUAUUUGGCUUUUGGGCUUUCGCAUUGAAGUCACUUUGCAAGAUGGAAGAACAUUUAAGGGGAAAGUGGUGAAUGCUAACCUAUAUUCAGAUAUUGCUGUUCUGAAGAUCAAUUCUGAAACUCCAUUGCUGGAAGCUAAACUUGGUUCGUCAAGUAGGCUACGUCCUGGAGUUUGGGUUAUAGCCUUUGGCUGUCAACUUUCUCCUAAGAAUACUGUCACUGCUGGAAUUCUAAGUGGACAGUCAAAGGCUAUAACCCAAUCUCCAGGACGUAGCCUACUUGACGAACCAAGUUUAGCUUCCGGCAGUGGAGUUUCAGAAUUGAUCUUCAGAACAACAAUAUCUGAAUGUAGGUUAGCAUUCACCACUUUCCCCUCAAAUGUUCUUCCAUCUUGCAAAAUGCUUGAUCUCCAUGAGAUGAUUAUUGCGCAACUUAAGAAGCAAGAUGCUUCAUUCCCUAAUGUCAUUAAGGGCAUUCUUGUAGCAAUGAUAUGGAACUUCAAUGUUUUUGUCGAGAUAACUCCUAGGUCCCCUGGAGAGCGUGCUGGAUUCUGUCAUGAUGAUCUUGUCAUAGAAUUUGAUGGGAAGCCUGUCGAAAGAUUAGAGGAGGUUAGUGAAAUGUUGGAAUACAAAGUUGGGGGUACCGAUAAACAUGAAUUGGUGACUUUAACUGUGAUCCCCGAGGACGCCAAUGUCGUUGUUUAG
Messenger RNA from Sphenostylis stenocarpa, 1497 nucleotides. NCBI's taxonomy places the organism in Eukaryota, Viridiplantae, Streptophyta, Magnoliopsida, Fabales, Fabaceae. The record is from the annotation of a GenBank genome assembly.